This is a messenger RNA of Prunus dulcis (almond), 1023 nucleotides long. RefSeq names its product probable glucan endo-1,3-beta-glucosidase BG4. The transcript has a single exon. The record is from RefSeq and is a predicted model, not a curated record. Lineage: Eukaryota; Viridiplantae; Streptophyta; Magnoliopsida; Rosales; Rosaceae. The coding region runs from base 1 to 1023 and encodes 340 amino acids. Gene Ontology annotation, molecular function: hydrolase activity, hydrolyzing O-glycosyl compounds. Gene Ontology annotation, biological process: carbohydrate metabolic process. Gene Ontology annotation, cellular component: plasma membrane.
AUGGCAGUACUGCAUUGGGUUGCAAUCAUUUUGUCCUUCGUAGCAGCUAGUCACAACCGUAUAGGCCUUGUGGAAGCUUCAAUUGACAUAGGUGUUUGCUAUGGAAUGUUAGGGAAUGACCUGCCUUCUCCAACACAAGUGGUAAAUCUCUACAAAACAUAUGGUAUUGGAAAGAUGAGGCUCUUUGAUCCUAACCCAGAAGCACUCCAAGCACUCAGAGGAAGCCAAAUUGAUGUCAGUAUAGGCAUUCGAAAUGAAGACUUACCCAGUUUGGCAGUUAGUCAAGAUGCUGUAAACUCAUGGUUUGCAACCCACGUAGAGCCUUACCUUAAUGACAUUGUCUUCAAUCACAUUACGGUUGGCAACGAGAUUAUUCCCGGGUCCUCAGGCAACUAUGUUCUGCCUGUAAUGCAGUAUCUACAGAAGAUUCUCGACGAUAGAAGCUUGGCUGGUAUUAAGGUGACUACUGUUGUCUCAGGGGCUGCCUUAGGAGUUUCAUAUCCACCUUCAAGUGGUGCAUUCACACUAGAGGCCAGCAGUACCAUGAGUGGCAUUCUUCCGCUUUUAGCACAACGAGGAUCACCCCUUAUGAUCAAUGUGUAUCCUUACUUUGCCUACGCAUCAGAUCUUGUCAAUGUUCACUUAGACUAUGCUCAAUUUACUGCAACAAGUCCUGUGGUUCAAGAUGGGACGUUGAGCUAUUAUAACUUGUUUGAUGCCACAGUUGAUGCUUUUAUCGCAGCAAUGGAGAAAGUAGGCGGAGCUAACGUCGAUGUGGUGGUGUCUGAGAGUGGUUGGCCUUCUGAUGGGAAUGGAGAUUUCACCACUCCAGAAUUUGCAGGGACAUAUAACAGGAAUUUAUUGAAGCACGUAACCUCAAGGGCAGGGACACCAAAAAGACCUGGUGCUUACAUUGAAGCCUACAUUUUUGCCAUGUUCAAUGAGAAUCAGAAACCUGAUGGUGUGGAGCAACAUUUUGGGCUUUUUCAUCCUAACAUGAAACCUGUUUAUCCUGUAUUUUAA